AUGUCCGAUUUUUUAAAUUAUGGCGAUCUUGAGAACAAAAUUGUCGAUUUUUUCGGAGAGUCAACGCUGGAGAUCGUCCGCGAACGCGCCAAGGGGAACAUUGAUUUCCUCAAUCGACUCCCUAAAGAAGCAAAGAUUGCGCUUUUGACAAGGCUACCCUUAGAGGAACUACCGAAGAUGGGACUUCUGAACAAGGAGUAUGCAAAACUCUGUGCCUCAAAUGAGCUGUGGGAGAAGAUGUGUGAGCAAAAUGGAAUCACCAUUGAUGAAAACGUCCGUUUAUUAGGCCUCGAGAUUGGAUUCAAAAAGAUCUUCUUCUCAAAUAAAGAGACUAAGCUCAAGUAUUUUCAGAUUUCGGACAAGAUGAAUUGUGAGGGAGAAAGCGACAUUAUGUGGAUGAAUUUCAACCAAGAUGGGUCGAGUUUAUCGGCUGGAUCUAAAGCAGGAUUUUACUUGUAUGGCCUUGCUAAUGGAACAGAGAAGCUUGAUGAACACUUUGACCAGUCAGCACAAGAUGUUAUUCUUGUCGAGCGCCUUUUCAAUUCAUCUCUCGUCGUUACGGUUUCACAGACGAAUGCCAGAAAGAUCCGUGUCUAUCAUUUUCGAAAGGGGUCUCUCAUCCUCCAACAUACUUAUCCAUCUGCUGUACUUGCUGUUAAGAUGAACCGAUCUAGAUUAGUCGUUACACUUGAAGAAAGUCUGUAUAUUCACAACAUCCGCGAUAUGUCAAUCCUGCACACAAUCCGAGAAACACCACCGAAUCCAAGAGGCGUCUGUGCUCUUGCAGCAACGGACGCCGACGACACCUGUGGUUAUCUAGCUUAUCCUGGUGCAACUCACGUCGGAGAAUUAAACAUCUUCGACACUGUUGAUCUACGAGCAGUUACGUCUCUUACAGCCCAUGACAAUCCAAUAGCUGCUGUCGCAAUGGAUCGAACGGGUAAAAAAGUCGCCACUGCAUCCGAAAAAGGAACUGUCAUCCGAGUUUUCUCGAUCCCAGAAGGCAAAAGACUUUUCGAAUUCCGACGUGGUGUCGCCCGCUGUGCAACAAUUUCAUCCCUGAACUUUUCUCCUGAGGCCAAUUUCUUAUCAGUUAGCUCGAACACCCAGACAAUUCAUAUUUUUAAGCUCACUAAUGUCCAAGAACAGACUUCAAAUGAAGAGCCGCAAAAUGACUGGGGGAGUUACCUUACUAGAGGUCUCCAGUCUGCGGCUAGUUAUCUUCCUUCUGGCGUGAGUGAGGUUCUUCAACAAGGAAGAGACUUUGCUACGGCGAAGUUGCACUCUUGUGGACUCAAAAACAUAAGUACUAUCCAUGAAAUUGGAAGAAAAAUCUAUCUUUUCGUCGCCUGUUCCGAUGGAUACCUGUAUGUUUACGAGAUUGACCCAUCCGGUGGCGAAUGUAAUCUUAUCAAGCAACAUAAGUUAUGCCUUCCACGCGUGCCUGAAAUCAGCUCCGAAGAGUCCGACCUUCCUCCGAUGAUUCACACCGUUGACUCCUAA
Molecule: messenger RNA, 1503 nt
Organism: Oikopleura dioica
Lineage: Eukaryota; Metazoa; Chordata; Appendicularia; Copelata; Oikopleuridae
Source: the annotation of a GenBank genome assembly